Molecule: messenger RNA, 1500 nt
Organism: Exophiala spinifera
Lineage: Eukaryota; Fungi; Ascomycota; Eurotiomycetes; Chaetothyriales; Herpotrichiellaceae
Exons: 2
Coding region: 1-1500 (499 amino acids)
Biological process (GO): transmembrane transport; carbohydrate transport
Cellular component (GO): membrane
Molecular function (GO): carbohydrate:proton symporter activity
Source: RefSeq, a predicted model, not a curated record
AUGGCUCUCUCAGCGUCAGUGAUCCGGUUCUUCAUCGUCCUGUUUGUUGCUUUGGGUUCCUUAACCUAUGGAUACUGCUCCAGCAUCAUCGCAACAACUCUUGGCCAGCCUACCUUCAUUUCCUACUUCGACCUCGACACCCGCUCGAAUGCCACUCAACUAAUUGGCGCCAUCAAUGGGCUUUACCAGGCUGGUGGCCUCUUCGGGUCUUUAUCCAUGAUCAAGUUUCCUGACUGGAUUGGACGACGCAAAUCUCUGCUCUUAUACUCGAUCAUUACUGUCGUCGGUGGUGCUUUGCAAGCCGGGUCUGUGCACAUCGGCAUGUUCCUCGUCAUGCGCCUCAUCACCGGCUUUGGUAUUGGCGCUCUCGUCGGUCUUGUCCCUCUGUAUCAAUCAGAAAUGUCACCGCCACGGAUUCGAGGCUUGCUCGUCGGAAUGCAUGGUGUGCUCAUCUGCGUCGGCUACACUCUUGCCAGCUGGGUCGGCUUGGGGUUCUAUUUUGUGAACGCCAGUGGUGCUCAAUGGCGGCUUCCUCUGGCUAUCCAGUGCUUGCCACCCUUGUUCCUUGCCAUCGGUGUGCUUUUCUUGCCUGAGAGCCCACGCUGGCUGAUCGAUCGCGAUCGUGUUGAGGAUGCAUAUCAGGCAUUCAAGGCGGUUCGUGCCGAGACGAGAGACAAUAUUGUCAACAAUGAGGAGGCUAUCCAGGAGGAGUUUAAACUACUUCAGGGGCAAAUCCUCCACGAACGACAAGAAGCUCUGUCCAUGAUGGAUUUGUGGAGACUGCCACACAUGCGUAAGAGAUGUAUCAUGGGCUUCUUGGUUCUUUUUGGCUGCCAAGGGACAGGAACGCUGGUAAUCAACAACUAUGGGCCCAGUUUGUAUUCGUCACUGGGCUUCGACACAGUUCAACAGCUACUCAUCCAAGGCGGCUGGAUCACGGUCUGUCCCUUUGGAAAUUUACUCAACUCUCUUAUGGUUGACAGAGUCGGUCGCACGAAUAUGCUGGUGUGGGGUUAUGCAGGUUGUGUGGUUGCUUUGAUUGGUGAAUGCAUCACUGUUGACCUCUUCAACAAGUCCGGAGACAGAGGACUCGCGUCGGCUGCUGUGUUCUUCCUGUUCUUGCACAUCGCCUUCUUUUCGGCCACCUGCGACGCCACAUCCUAUAUCUACGCCAGCGAGAUCUUCCCUACCCCUGUCCGCGCCAAAGGUUUGGCUGUCAGUAUCUCUGGUCUCUUCGUUGCCACGAUCAUUUUUCUACAGGUCGCUCCCACUGCAUUUGCUGCUGUCGGCUGGAGAUACUAUAUCGUCUUCAUCGCCGUCACCACGGUCAUCGGUACGGCCAUUUUCUUUUGGUUCCCGGAGACGAAGGGGAGAUCGCUUGAAGAUAUUGGCGAGUUAUUUGGUGAUUCGGUUGAGCCUUUGCACCUCGAUGAGAAGGUGCGGGCCCAACAUGCAUCGACUGAAAUUGUCAAUCAGAUCCAGGCUGAGGAGAAGCACUAA